This is a messenger RNA of Mesorhabditis belari, 252 nucleotides long. The record is from the annotation of a GenBank genome assembly. Lineage: Eukaryota; Metazoa; Nematoda; Chromadorea; Rhabditida; Rhabditidae.
AUGCAAGUGGCUUGUCCGGAUUGUCGGGGAGAUGGGGUUCAUGCUGAUCCAGGAAUGCGACAUGGAGAACAAGUUACUUUCCCGGAGAGGGGUGAUCAAGUUGAUCCUGAAAUCGAGGCUAGUGAUGUAAUUGUGGUGAUCAACGUCAAAGAGCACGCUGUUUUCAAGCGCAAUGGCGAUAAUCUUCACAUGGUCAAGGAAAUUUCUUUGAAUGAAGCUUUAUUCGGCACCUGGGGAUAUUGUCCGACCAGA